AAUAUCGCAAGUGCGCGGGUGCGCACGGCAUGCAAUCACAUGGCUAUUAUGCGCUACGUAGUCUUUGCAGCACCGCUACACUCGAUCGAUAUCGAGAGCAGUCGACGCGAACUCACUGUGUGCAACUUCUGUAAGGUAGUCGCUUAAAUUUGGCGUCAGGAUGUUGAAACAGAUUUCGCAGACGUUUGUGCGAACUCACAGAAGUAUUUCCCGUGCCUGCACAGUCAACGGAGAAGGUUAUAAAAGUGCCUACAGUUUGGAAAAACUGUACCCCAACAGUAAUCCAGACAUCACCGCUCCAGUCGAACAAGCGUCAAACACAAAAGAACCAACUGAAGAGUUUGACGGGCAUAUACCUGUAGAAAAACUGACAGUGAAAUACAGCUGCAGCAGUGGACCAGGUGGCCAGAAUGUAAAUAAAGUUCAUACCAAGGCUGAUGUCAGGUUUCAUGUGGGAUCUGCAGAUUGGUUGCCUAUGCACAUUCGACAGAGUAUUCUAGAAAAAAAAAGCACCAAAAUCAGCAAACAAGGAGAAUUGAUCCUGACCUCGGAAAGGACAAGGUCCCAGAUCACUAACUUCUCUGACUGCCUGCAAAAGAUCCGAGACAUCAUUGAGGAGGUGCAGCGGAAACCCAAGGAGCCGUCAGAAAAAGACAAAGCUGUGUUAAGGAUGAGGGUGGAGAGAAUGAACCGAGAGAGAUUACGACAGAAGAAAAUUCACUCGGCCACAAAGAACAAUCGCAAAGUCUUGUUUGAGUAAUAGAUUAAGAAAUGGGACAAGAAACCGAAUCAGUGUGGACUUCGAAAGUCUCUGGAGCACAUUAGAUUGGCUGCUUUACCCUGCAGAUGGGCUCUUUCUUUGAUGACAUUUUGCCGGCUGUUGCACGCUGCGCCUGCAUUUGCAGUGUAAAUACUGGUCGACUCCGCGGUAGACAUCAUCACAUCGGGGAUCUACCUUGUGACAGGCUAGCCAGUCUGAUCUGGCAACAUUUGAAGGACCUUUCUGAUGCCAAUAACCAACACCACUAUGCUACAAACCUACAUGCCGCCCAUCAGUAUACUAGGGCUCCACUUUUUAGUCCAAAGGAUUGUCAUACUGAACACAGUUGUGGUUGGUUUAAUAGACAUUUGAUUAAAAUGAAUCCAAUAUUGAUUUGUCCAAUCGUUUUAAAGACUCAAACACUAAUAGGAAUAGGAAACGACACUGAUGCCUCUGCGUGGAUAAAUAAAUAAUUUAUUUACACAAGUGACAUAUAAUACAAAAGGUUGUCUUUAAAAGUUGAAACUACACACACUUAUAAACAAUGGUGGACCUUUUACAAAUAUUAAAAAGAUUUCAUCUGACCUUGUUAUGGUCUUCAAAAGCUGCGUCAGCCUUCUCUGGAAUGCAAACCAAUGCCAGUGUAAGCAUAAGAUUAAAUUUGUCAAAGUCUAAUCUUUCACGCUGGCAUCCA
This is a messenger RNA of Acanthaster planci (crown-of-thorns starfish), 1454 nucleotides long. RefSeq names its product large ribosomal subunit protein mL62-like. Gene Ontology annotation, molecular function: peptidyl-tRNA hydrolase activity; translation release factor activity, codon nonspecific. The record is from RefSeq and is a predicted model, not a curated record. Gene Ontology annotation, cellular component: mitochondrial large ribosomal subunit. Lineage: Eukaryota; Metazoa; Echinodermata; Asteroidea; Valvatida; Acanthasteridae. Gene Ontology annotation, biological process: mitochondrial translational termination.